Ricinus communis (castor bean) is the source of this 929-nucleotide messenger RNA. RefSeq names its product 30S ribosomal protein 3-1, chloroplastic. Gene Ontology annotation, molecular function: structural constituent of ribosome. Lineage: Eukaryota; Viridiplantae; Streptophyta; Magnoliopsida; Malpighiales; Euphorbiaceae. Gene Ontology annotation, cellular component: ribosome. The record is from RefSeq and is a predicted model, not a curated record. The transcript has 2 exons. Gene Ontology annotation, biological process: translation. Bases 178 to 729 code for a protein of 183 amino acids.
AAAUAUUGCAUCUCUCUGAAAACAAACCCCAAAUCCCUUAUCCAAAACCCAGGUCCUUCUCAUCAGUGAAGAAGAGAGAGACACCAUGGUCUAAUGUUCUUCUUCAUUGUAACAUUAUAGCUAUCUUUCUCUAUCCUUAACAAGUCUUUCUCUGUCUUUCUAAAUACCCAAAAGAAAAUGUUAUCUAUGGCAAUUCAAUCUGGUGUAAGUUCUAUUUUGACAUACUCACCAGUUCCUCAUCGGACACCCUUCUGCAAAUCAAUCAAGACAAGCAUUUUUGCUAAUCCGAAAAUCAGUCUUCUAUACUCAUCAACAAUUCUUGACCCAAAAAUGAGACCCAUUUCGAGAAACGAAAGACUAACUACUUUUGCAUCACCAGAAGCUCUCACUGUAGAAGACAAGACCUCAGAAACUGAAGAACCCAUUUCAGAUGACAUAAUUGAGAAAGUUGAAGUGGCUGUGAAGCAAGUGGAGAAACCAAGACUGGUGUUGAAGUUUAUAUGGAUGGAAAAGAACAUUGGGUUGGCCCUUGAUCAGGUAAUCCCUGGACAUGGCACUAUUCCUUUGAGUCCUUACUUCUUUUGGCCAAGAAAAGAUGCAUGGGAAGAGCUCAAGACUACUCUAGAGAGUAAGCCAUGGAUAUCCCAGAAGAAGAUGAUUAUACUUCUUAAUCAGGCUACUGAUAUCAUCAAUUUGUGGCAGCAAAGUGGUGGCAAUCUUACUACUUAAAUGAAGUAAUACAUUCAGGUUUAUUUUGUUGUCAAUUAUUUUGAUGUUGAGUUGGCUAAUUGCUUACAUCCUGUUGUAUCUUUGGUUCUAAUAUAGUUGAAGGAUGAAUUAUGUUCACGGCUAUGUUAUUUGUAUUUGCCUUGCUUUUUCUGUAAUUCUGCCACAUUUCAUUAUAAAUGCUCAAUUGAUAUUCUGUCUCA